GGUUCUCAGAAUUUACAGAAAGCAACUGUAUCUGAAUACUGUUAUAGGUAACUUUCAGAAAAAUGAGGACUUGGAUCCUUCUCGCCUGUCUUUUGGGUGCAGCAUUUGCUAUUCCACUGCCGCCUCACCCUGGACAUCCUGGUUACAUUAACUUCAGCUAUGAGGUGCUCACCCCUUUGAAAUGGUACCAAAGCAUGAUGCGACAGCAGUAUCCCUCCUAUGGUUAUGAACCCAUGGGUGGAUGGCUGCACCACCAAAUCAUCCCAGUGCUGUCUCAGCAGCACACCCCAAGUCAUUCCUUAUCGCCUCAACACCAAAUCCCCAUCAUGGCCGCCCAGCAGCCAGUGCCACCCCAGCAACCAGUGAUGCCAGUGCCAGGACAGCACCCCAUGGCACCAACACAACACCAUCAACCCAACCUCCCGCAGCCAGCCCAACAGCCAUACCAGCCCCAGCCUGCCCAGCAACCACAGCCUCACCAGCCCAUCCAGCCAGUCCAGCCCAUCCAGCCCAUCCAGCCCCAGGCCCCAGUCCACGCAGUGCUACCCUUGCCACCACAGCCACCUCUGCCUCCAAUGUUCCCCAUGCAGCCACUGCCCCCCAUGCUGCCGGAUAUGCCCAUGGAAGCUUGGCCAGCCACUGACAAGACCAAGAGGGAGGAAGUGUCUGUGAAGAAGAACCAGGAAAUGGAUCUUCUAAAGCAUGGAUAUGAGGUUGGCUCAGAACCAGGAAAUCUGUCUUGA
Molecule: messenger RNA, 743 nt
Organism: Dromiciops gliroides (monito del monte)
Lineage: Eukaryota; Metazoa; Chordata; Mammalia; Microbiotheria; Microbiotheriidae
Gene: AMELX
Product: amelogenin X-linked
Exons: 6
Coding region: 63-743 (226 amino acids)
Biological process (GO): multicellular organism development
Source: RefSeq, a predicted model, not a curated record